Durusdinium trenchii is the source of this 1760-nucleotide messenger RNA. The record is from the annotation of a GenBank genome assembly. Lineage: Eukaryota; Dinophyceae; Suessiales; Symbiodiniaceae.
UGGCAUCUCAAAGGUUUCUAGCUGGACCGGCUGGACCUGCGUUUGGUUUGUAACAGUGGCAGCAUGCAGUAGCCAGUGCAGAAUGGUUGGGUCCUGGCCACGCCAUCGCUGUCCACAGUUCUUACUCCUGCAGACCCGGCUCCAAGUGGCAUACCGUCAUAGACGAGACACAGCGCCGAGUCACCCGACAGCCAUGGGAAACUGCAGCAGUGGAGGUUCUUUGCCCAGUGCCAAGGUCACAGGAGCCAAAAAGGCCUGUCUCGUGGGAAUCAACUACGUGGGCACCAGUGCGCAGCUGCAGGGCUGUAUCAAUGACGUCAUCAACAUGCAGAACAUCUUGGUGGAGAAAUAUGGAUUCAAGAAGGAAGACAUUUUGAUGAUCAAUGAGGAUCAGGAGAAGAGCCGAUGGCCCUACAAGCAGCAGAUCCUGGAGGGUAUAGAGUGGCUCUAUCAAGGUGCCAAGCCUGGUGAUUUGCUUUUCUUCCACUACAGUGGCCAUGGCUCCCAGUACCAGGGGGACAAGAAGACGAUGCCCUCCGACGUGAUUUGUCCCUUGGACUGCAUCGGUGGCGAGUGGCCACAGACGGUCAUCACCGACGCAGAGAUCCAUCAGAAACUCUAUGAUCCCUUGCCGAAGGGCUGUAAGGCGGUCUGUCUCUUUGACUGUUGCCACUCGGCCACUGUGGCCAACCUGGCUGAAACCAUGGUGGUGCAGAGCGGGCCACUCACCGCCGAGAAGAAGGAGUUGCUGAUGAAGAAGUUGCAAGUCCAGAAGGAGCAAGCUGAGACGCAAGUCCGCUUCUAUCAAGAGGUGAACUCGGGAAAGUUGGAUUUGAAGAAGAAAAGCACCACAGAUCUCGUUGCGCUCUUUGAGAAGCAUGGCUUUCCCAAGAAGACAGGUCCCAGCGAUGACGGCUCCGGGUACUGGUACCUCCUGAGCAAGGAGAUCAAGGCCUUUUGUACGGGCUCCGUGCAGAAAGCCGAGAAGCUCUUGGCAGAACGGGUGGAGGCCAUGAAAAAGCUCGAGGCGACAAAGGUGGGCGAAGGCGCCCAGAUCUACAUUGGCAAUCUGGAGCAGGACCUCGAGGAUGACUAUGAGAAGCACCAUGGGCAGAAGGACCCACGGACCUCUCGCGAGGUUCGCAUCCGGUAUUUUCCACAGCCAGCGAUGGAGCAGACAGAGGAAAAGAGGGUGAAGCCUGUGAACCAUGGCCUCAAAGGUGCCCUAAGGAACGAGAAGUACCAGGACCAUGAGCUUUGGGUGUUCUCGGGCUGCCAAGAUGAUCAGACCAGCGCUGAUGCCCACGUGGAGGGGAUCUACCAGGGUGCUUUCACUUGGGCUUUGAUCAAAGCCUUGAAGGCAGAUGCCUUCAAGGAGAGCUAUCGGAACCUGAUGAUUCAGCUGAAAGGCAACUUGGAGAUCGGCCGCUAUGACCAGGUGCCUGCGUUGUCAACGACCCGCGAAGAGUACCUGGACUUUGGCUUCUGUGGAAAGCUGAAGGAAGACGGCUGUGUCAUUGAAGGUUGAGAUGGUGUGCAAAUCACUUCCUUGGAGCACAGAUCAGGAGUACAGGGUGGGGGGCAGCAACAUCUUGCAACCAAGUGCCCCGCCUCUUUUUUGGGUGGGUGCUGACCCUUUUCUGCUCACGUCAUUUCUGGGACACUGUACAGGCGUUCCCCGAGCGGCUCAUUCGACAUGGCAAAUGGCCAGUGGGUGUCGAAUUGUGAAGGUCGACUCGGCGUUCGGAAUCACGAAAAAA